UCGUGUGUCGAUGGUGACGUAGGGAAGCAUCACGUUAGUUCGAUUUCUGUGUUUCUAAAUCGUGUAGUCACUGCGGGAAGCUAGCGGUCCUUCUCACAUCUGCGGAGAAGAGUUUUCAAGUUCUGGCAGUUAGGAACACACCGCAACGCCUUCACAAUGUCUAUUAUGUCCUAUAACGGAGGGGCCGUCAUGGCCAUGCGGGGGAAGAACUGUGUGGCGAUAGCAGCCGACCGGAGGUUCGGCAUCCAGGCUCAGAUGGUCACCACAGAUUUCCAGAAGAUCUUCCCAAUGGGAGACAGGCUGUACAUUGGGCUGGCUGGACUGGCCACAGAUGUGCAGACAGUAUCCCAGAGGUUAAAAUUCCGACUGAACCUGUAUGAGCUGAAGGAAGGUCGCCAGAUCAAGCCCAAGACCUUCAUGAGCAUGGUGUCCAACCUGUUGUACGAGAAGAGGUUCGGGCCGUACUACAUUGAGCCCGUGAUCGCCGGACUGGACCCCAAAACCUUUGAGCCGUUCAUCUGCUCACUGGAUCUGAUCGGCUGCCCCAUGGUGACGGAGGACUUUGUUGUGAGCGGCACCUGUUCGGAGCAGAUGUACGGCAUGUGUGAAUCUUUGUGGGAGCCAGACAUGGAACCUGAGGACCUAUUCGAGACCAUCUCCCAGGCUAUGCUGAAUGCAGUGGACAGGGACGCAGUGUCCGGCAUGGGAGUUGUUGUCCAUGUCAUUGAAAAAGACAAGAUCACCACACGAACCCUGAAGGCCAGGAUGGACUAGAGCUGCUGUUCCUCCCCACUCAUCACCAACACAGAUGUUUUGUAUAAAAGUAAUAAACAAUGCUUGUACUCUUCUUCCUUUUUUUUUUCUUCUUUCUUAUUGAUAUUGUUCAAUAAAUGAAGUUCGGUUCAAACGA
Scophthalmus maximus (turbot) is the source of this 910-nucleotide messenger RNA. RefSeq names its product proteasome 20S subunit beta 3 (gene psmb3). Lineage: Eukaryota; Metazoa; Chordata; Actinopteri; Pleuronectiformes; Scophthalmidae. The record is from RefSeq and is a predicted model, not a curated record. Gene Ontology annotation, cellular component: proteasome core complex; proteasome core complex, beta-subunit complex. Gene Ontology annotation, biological process: proteasome-mediated ubiquitin-dependent protein catabolic process. The transcript has 6 exons. The coding region runs from base 157 to 774 and encodes 205 amino acids.